Messenger RNA from Phalaenopsis equestris, 701 nucleotides. RefSeq names its product E3 ubiquitin-protein ligase RHA1B-like. Bases 85 to 606 code for a protein of 173 amino acids. Lineage: Eukaryota; Viridiplantae; Streptophyta; Magnoliopsida; Asparagales; Orchidaceae. The transcript has a single exon. Gene Ontology annotation, molecular function: ubiquitin protein ligase activity. The record is from RefSeq and is a predicted model, not a curated record. Gene Ontology annotation, biological process: protein ubiquitination.
UUUAAUUUUUUGAGGGCCCCCAGCCCUAUAUAACACGAAGAGGGGGAAGCAAUCAAGCAAAUCAGAAAACAUUGCAUUCCAAAAAUGGGAUUCGUGUGCUUCCCCAUGUCCGCCAACAAGCUCCCCGGAGCAAUCCUCACCUUCCUCAAGCUCAUCGACAUCAUCCACUACGGCCUGUUAGCUCUCCUCUACCGCCUCGGACUGAACCCGUCCUUCGAAUCGGAGCUCAGCCCGUGGGCCGACGAAGCGCUUCUCUUCUCCGGCGAGCCGCCGCGGUCCGUUUCGGAGGAUGCCGCAUUGCUGAAGAACCGCUUGCCCGCGGUCGAGUACAUGACCGUUGCGAGGAGGAACGGGCGCUGCGGCGGCCGCGGCGCGACGUGCGUGGUGUGCCUUCAGGAGCUGGAGGCGAGGGACAAGGUUCGGGUGUUGGGAAACUGUAGCCAUGAGUUCCACGUGGCGUGUAUUGAUCGGUGGGUUGAUAUUGGGAGGUUUAGCUGUCCGCUGUGCAGGGCGGAUCUGUUGCCGCCCGCCGGCCGGAGGACUGCCGGCGGAGGACUGCUGCGGUUUGUGGAUGCGGUGAAGUUUGCGGUUUUUCGUUGCGGCUAAUUAGCGGGCGGUUAUUGUGUUUAGAUUUCGUAAAUAUUGAUGAUAUUUUUGUUAUAAUAUCAUCAAUAUUAUUAUUUUGGGAACCGUUAAUAUAU